This is a messenger RNA of Nematolebias whitei (Rio pearlfish), 4626 nucleotides long. Its product is annotated as microtubule-associated tumor suppressor candidate 2 homolog. The transcript has 13 exons. The record is from RefSeq and is a predicted model, not a curated record. Lineage: Eukaryota; Metazoa; Chordata; Actinopteri; Cyprinodontiformes; Rivulidae. Gene Ontology annotation, cellular component: nucleus; cytoplasm. Gene Ontology annotation, molecular function: microtubule binding. Bases 205 to 3960 code for a protein of 1251 amino acids.
GAGCAGACAUUCAGAGAGCAAGAGCACAGCAGAGCUGCACGGCUCUUUCAUUUUGCAGCCCCUGUAUUUAUUAAUGAGCCUCUUCUAUCAACCUGCAGCAACAAAAACAACCUGCAUAAUAAACAAAAAGUGAAAGAGAGGGAAGUAACAUUUGCAGCUCAGUAAAUGGACUCAUUCCCUUAUUGUACAUGAAACAAACAGAACAUGAGCAUUCCUACCAGUUUUCAUGAACUAAGGGUCCAUGUUGACAGAGGAGAAACUGUUGGAAACAAAACCCUGAUCAGUUUUACCUCAUCUGGUAAUUCCAACCAAAUAAAAUCAGGUACCCACCAAGUAAAAAGAGGUUUUAUUGAGGUCACAAGGUUCAGCACAAGCUCUAUUCCUCCGCUUGUCUGCCAACGUGAUUCCACGGACAAGAUAGUGAUCUGUGGCUCAGAGCAGCAAUGCAUGGAGCCUGAACUUAGAGAGUUUGAACAUUUGGAUUACCAGGAGAUACACACAUUCUCGAGAAACAGAAGUGAGGACAAUGAACAAGAAGAAAAUGGAGAGAGUUAUAGAAAUGAAAAAGAGAGUCCCAUGUCCUUAUCUUCAAGUUCAACUGCCAGCUCUGCCUCAGUUGGUGUGAGAAGAAAUGACAACAGCAACAAAAUGGAAAGCAGAAUACAAAUGGACAAAGAGAAAAGGAUUGGCUGUCACAGCACUGAAGAAAUAGACAAAUAUAUCACAGGUUCUAGAGAGAAAAUGGGCACCCAGUCAAGCAAUGACAGGUGGAAAAGUGGUUUGAAGGAGUCAAAGUCUGAGACAAAUGUGUUUGUCUCCAGUCUGACAACUGUUGCUCUCAGUGGAAGCCUAUCUAGUGCUCUGAAUUCUAGUGGAGUUGUAUCCCUCACCUCUUUAUCCAAAUCCAAACCUUCUCCUAAUGUCAACAAUGCUACCUCAGCCCAUUCCAGCAGAAGGGCAGGCUCUGCAGAUGCCAAUCGGAAAUCUCCUCAAGAGAAAUAUGACUGUACUCAGUACUGUAGCCAGGAACAAAUACUAGAAGAGAGAAAUCACAGAAAUGGACUUUCCUCUGAUGGAGUCCUGGGCGGAAGAAGAAAGGCUCAAUUUGAGGAGAGGAUGUUGCCACCUCGACGGCAGCAAAUUGUCAGACCCCUCUGCCAAAUAGAGAUGGGAAGAGGGAGAAACUUGACAGAGUCUGAACUUCAGGAACCUGCAACAGUGUUACCCUCCACCCUGAGUGUCUCCUUAGAGUUACACACAAGUAGGUCAAACAAAAAGUUUGCUAAAUUGUCCCUACGGGAACCAUCAGAUUUCUCCCACUUGUACAACAAUAAAGGAGCCUACCAACAGAAGCAGCCAAACCAGGCAGUGCAGAAAGAGGCAGCAACAAUAUCAAAACAUCCAAGUACAGCUGCACAGUUCACAUCCGAUCCCUCAAACACAUCCAUCCAGGAGAAAAAACCUCAAACUCAGUUGACAUACCGAAAGAACUGUUCAAGUCCUAACAGGACUGGUGUUGAAUCCAAGUCAACUACACCUCCCCAGUCCCCACCCAGGACACCCCAGGGCUUCCCACACAGGCCCUCUAUGUACCUCAUUUCCAGGAAUGUCUCUGGAGUGCCUAGACAUGCACCAGCAGGAUCCACCCCAGCGAUACAAACAUCAGCAUGUUAUAGCAAACGUUCCUUGGGACUACCAGUAAAAACUAAUGUAACAACGUCUGGAGUCCCUAAAGUGCCUCCUUAUAUUCAGCAAAGCUCUUUCAACUCUAACCCCAAAGAGAGCUCAAUAUCACCAAAGCUUAAGCCUAAAGGAGUUCGACCCAAGAUCAUAACCUAUGUCCGUAAGAAUCCCCAAUUUACACCCCCGUCUUCUGAUAGAUCGUAUCAGGUAUCAUCCCUACCAUCUCGGCUUUCGACAAGUGUCCACAGACAAAUACCCACUCCUUUCAACAGCAUAGCUAAAGAUCCUUCUAAGACUGAUGCAGAAAACCUGGGAGUCCCAGUACUCAAUGCCUCCAAUGUUAUUUUUAACAAGUAUUGCCAAGAAAUGCAGGUGAACAGUUUCCCAGCAAGACUGCAGAGUAGGAGCCUCAAGGCUCCUGGACACACAAACACAGGCCUCUUAGCACAUUCACAGAGUCAUAAUCAGUCUCCAAAACAAAGUAGCAGAGUGGACAACUUAUAUGUGGCAUCAAAGAUUGACAGGUCCAUGAGUUUAAAAGGCAGCUCUGCUGAAGAUACCUUGGGCAGGACAGCUGUGCAGGUUGGGGGGAGCAGCAAUCUUUUCUGCUCGGGCAGAGGUUUACGUCUUGGUUUGGGAGCUGUCACCAGGUCAGCCUCAGUCUCAGCCAAGAACAGAGCACCCAGUCCAGGACAGAGGUCAGCGCCGGUCCUCAGCCAGCAAGUCCAGCCUGUCAGCCCAGCAACCAGCCAGAAAAUCCAAGAUAACACAGUCUGGCCUGGUCUGCGAGCUGCAGCAGCAGUGCAAGGUUCCACUCCAGUUUCUUCUCACCACGGGGCCCCACUGAAGCUGCAGCAAGAUCACCAGAAUAACCAGCAGAGGGAGAAAGAGGCGGCUGAGCAGAAAGAGAAGGGAAUCCAAGCAGAGGAGAGAGAAAAGGUGGAGCAGAGACAGGAGCGGCUGCAGGGACACGGUGAACGGCAGGAGAGGCAGCUGAAGAUUCUGACAGACCAGCUGAAGAAUAUGUCUUUGGGUCUUGAUGCCUUCAUCAUCGUCUCUCAGCAUUAUUGCCUCAAGAAUGAAACAGCUGAGGAAUGUCAAAGAAAACUGUCCCUGGAGAUCCUAAAGAUGAGACAGGAUAUGACCUCCCAGGCUUUGCAAGGGGAGAGACUUGAGCAGAACAAAGCAGCGCUGGAUGUAACGUUUGAGCACCAACUGCAGGAUCUCCAGCUGCAGCAGGAGGCAGAGCUGGCUGCUUUGGAAGAAAAGCUCAGGAAGUGUCACACAGCCGACAUCGAGCACCUAAAAGUGGAGCAACGAACAAAGAUGGAAGAGCGGACAAGUCACCAACAAGAGCAGAUGGAGGAAAUGACAGCCAACCACCAGGCAGCCAUUGAAGAGCUCAGAGACAUGCAUGAUAUCACCAUGGCAACACUGCAUGAAGAGCACACCCGCACCAUGAGAGAUUUGAGGAAAGCUCAUGAGCAACAAAAAAGUCUUCUAGAGGAGGACUUUCAGAAACAACGACUUUCUCUACAGGAUCAAGUGGAUACUCUCACAUUUCAAAAUGAGAGUCUGAAGGACAAAGUCAAAUGCUUUGAAGAAGCGUUGAAAAGAAGCUCAGAUGAACAAAUCAUUGAUGCUUUAGUCCCUUACCAGCACAUUGAACAAGAUCUGAAGAGCCUAAAGGAGGUUGUUGAAAUGAAGAACCAGCAGAUUCACCAGCAGGAGAAAAAGAUUUCGGACCUGGAGAAAGUGACCCAAAAGAACAUGUUUCUUGAGGAGAAGGUCCAGGUUCUUCAGCAGCAAAAUGAAGAUCUGAUGGCUCGUAUUGACAUGAACCUUGCCACGUCCAGGCAGCUGUCAGAGGAGAAUGCUAACCUGCAAGAGUCCGUUGAGAAGGAGAACACUGAGAAAAAACGUCUAAGUCAGAACAAUGACGAGCUGUUGUGGCUUCUCCACACCAGCCCUCUCAUGUCACCGGCCUCUUCACCACUGCACCGUUCCUUCUCUACAUCACCAAUUCCCUUGUCCCCGCUGUUACCCUCCUCAUCGUUCACAUGGUGUGACUCCCCUACUCACUGUCAUGGCUGCCCAAAUCAAGCUCAGUACUGCUCUCCUUCCCACAGAGCUGCCACCAAUCAAAAUUUAUCUCCCAGACUUGUCACACCCACUCACAGAGCAGCCGCCAAUCAAAAUUACCCCACCGGGCCGAACACACCAACACACCGAGCAUUAGCUAGUUACUUCAACGCAAACACUUCUUUACAAAGCUAAAAUCAGUGUUUGAAGCCCCAAUAUUCAAAUAGUGUCUCCUCAAUUUGUGGUCAUUAAUUGUAUUACAUCAAGGAGUACAAAACCUAACUUUGACAUCAAGGAGUAAAAAAAACUUUAUACACUGUGAAAGCACAAGGUAUAUAUUCUUAAAAGUCCCAUGGUCACUUCAAGCCCCCCUUGAUGUUAAGUAUAGCAAAUAUAUCACAAAAUGAAUAGUUGAAUAUGGGUCACUCUUUUAAGAGAUUUGUGUUAAUACAAAGUUUUUAAAUGUAGACAGUAUGCAUUGUAAAAAAAAGGCACAAAAAUAGUUGAUUGUUCAACCUCUUUACAUUAGUUUCCAUGAACCCCGCACAGUAUAAGGAUAAAUUAUACACCAACAAACACCCUAGUGGGGUUAAAACUCACAAUCACAGAAAAAUAAGAUGUACAUCUAUUAGAAUAAAAACCCAUAUUUGUUUAUUAUUCUCAGAUUUUUCUUUUCAUCCAAAAAAAUCCCAAGCAAAGCACCUUAUACUUGGUCCAGCCAGCACACCAGUACAGAGUGACCAGUGUUUCCAUUACACAAGUCUUUUGAUCUAGAAUUGAGUUAUAGUCGUCCCUCGUUUACUGUGGUGGAUCCAUACCCUGAAAAACUAUGAAGUAGUUAUAGUAGUAUAAGUAUAUGUA